AUGCCAGGCUCCUUUCACGAACGUGCGAGAUUAGAUCAGCCAACAGCAAGGGCAUCAUUCUAUAUUCCACCGAGCCCUUCGGCAUCGUCCACCUUGUCGCAAUCAGUGCGCUCUCGGUCCAGAACCUCGUCACCGGCGAAAGAGACGCGAAAAAGGCCCCGAGGCGGUGUACGCAACAACUCGAGCAGUUCAACAACUCCGCGAACCUCCCGAGCGGCUCUCUCCUCCACUUCAACCUUUUCCCUCGAUGCUCCGAGUCCUGCGCCGCUCGUUAGCACGCAAUACGUAUAUGCAGGAGGCACACCCACGGCCGACCGAUUUACGAGAGAAGAGGAGGGCUCCUUCGAUUAUGAGAAGGAUCUGAGACCCAGCCGUUUUGCGCAUCCGCCUAUGCAACACUCUGAUAGCUACUUUCCGUGUACCCCGGGAUCGGAGGUUGGUGGGAAGCGACGUCGACUUUCACCCUCAAACAAUAAUGGCUGGGGACGGGCCGUGUGGCAGCUCACGGGGGGCAUAGCUGGCAAGGCCAUCAACUUUUGCUGGACCAUGGCGUUCAAUGGGUUCCAUGCAGGACCGGGAGCUGGCUACAGUAUGGAUGUGGGCACGCCACUGGUGGUGCCUGGCGACCCAGCUAAGCUCUCUAGCCGGAAAGACGUCUUUGACGACAAGUAUGAGGGAUCAUGCUCGACGCCUGUUCCUGGGAGCUUCCCGAACGAUGAAGAAGGCUAUCAACCCAGACCGGAAGUCGACGAACAACUACCAACUCCUACAACAUGCAAUGACUGGGGCGGGACAUCGGCUCUCAAGUCAAAUUGGGUUAUGGUUGACGCACCCGCUAUGCGCGAUGCAGAAAGCAGCCCGGCUCGUAAGCGUCCCCGACCAAGUACGGCAAACCUGCAUGCAAAGCCAUCUCCCCGGGCCACGGGUGCCAGACCACGAAUGCACCAACGAAAUAGCGCCUCAUUUGCAUCGCCACGAGCAUCACUCAACGGCAGAGCCUCAAUAGCACAGGAGCGACCACAGUCGUCCGGAUCCGACCAGCCGCAGCAUAAAAGGUCAAGGUCAUCUAUAGCGUCCCCACGCCGUGAGAGCAGUAUGAGUACGCCUCGCUCACCGGACGUGGUCAAGUUUGAGAAGAAGUUGCAUAAGCGCAGCCAGAAGCAGGACGAUUCGAUACGGCGGAUGAAUGAACAAAUGCAAGAGAUGAUGAAGGAAGCACAGCAAGCCCUGGCGUCCAAGAUUGAGAUUGUCGACGAUAACGAUGACGAGGGCUACGGCGAGGGCGUGCAGGCCUCGUCGUAUGGUAGCAAUUGGUCGUAG
Cyphellophora europaea CBS 101466 is the source of this 1320-nucleotide messenger RNA. RefSeq lists its product as uncharacterized. Bases 1 to 1320 code for a protein of 439 amino acids. NCBI's taxonomy places the organism in Eukaryota, Fungi, Ascomycota, Eurotiomycetes, Chaetothyriales, Cyphellophoraceae. The transcript has a single exon. The record is from RefSeq and is a predicted model, not a curated record.